This is a messenger RNA of Penicillium taxi, 438 nucleotides long. RefSeq names its product 40S ribosomal protein uS12 (gene rps23). Gene Ontology annotation, molecular function: structural constituent of ribosome. The transcript is spliced from 2 exons. Lineage: Eukaryota; Fungi; Ascomycota; Eurotiomycetes; Eurotiales; Aspergillaceae. Gene Ontology annotation, cellular component: ribosome; cytosolic small ribosomal subunit. The coding region runs from base 1 to 438 and encodes 145 amino acids. Gene Ontology annotation, biological process: translation. The record is from RefSeq and is a predicted model, not a curated record.
AUGGGUAAGGGAAAGCCUCGUGGUCUUAACGCCGCUCGCAAGCUCGAUGCGCACCGCAAGGAGCAGCGCUGGGCCGAUCUCCACUACAAGAAGCGUCUCCUCGGAACCGCCUUCAAGUCCUCUCCCUUCGGUGGUGCUUCCCACGCCAAGGGUAUCGUCCUCGAGAAGGUCGGUGUUGAGGCCAAGCAGCCCAACUCCGCCAUCCGCAAGUGUGUCAAGGUCCAGUUGAUCAAGAACGGCAAGAAGGUCGCUGCUUUCGUCCCCAAUGACGGUUGCUUGAACUUCAUCGAUGAGAACGACGAAGUUCUCCUCGCUGGUUUCGGUCGUAAGGGCAAGGCCAAGGGUGAUAUCCCCGGUGUCCGCUUCAAGGUCGUCAAGGUCUCUGGUGUCGGUCUCCUUGCUUUGUGGAAGGAGAAGAAGGAGAAGCCCCGCUCUUAA